AUGAACCCUAAUCACAAAGGCAACGGCACAGCAAACUUCACAUGUGCCGUGUGCUGCCGCGCCUUUCACCGGGCAGAUCAUCUAGCGAGGCAUGUCCGCAGCCAUAACAACGUCCGGCCCUUCCGAUGUGAGGUUUGUGGUCGAACGUUCGGCCGCCGCGAUGUGCUAUUACGCCACGCUGACCAAGUCCACCGACAAAAUGGAGGUCGUGAGAAGGAUGCCCCUUCGUCUAGACUCGCCCAAAGCAAUAAAGGCCUGAGUGGUGAUGAAAUCUCAUUCUCGCGGAGGUCUCAAUCUACCCCUAAAAGACAAUGCAUAGGAGAAAAGACUCCGGCGACACGGGCCGUCGAGUUCGUCAGACACUCACCAGCACAUGAAAUCGUUGAUGGCAUUGAAAAAGUAGCCUCCCUACGAGGAGCAGAAUUGGACGACUUUGUCCAACGGCUAUCCAGGGUCAGUUCCUACGCAGAUCUGACUCGUGUCUUUCGUAAACAAACCCUCCCUAAGCCAAAUGAGAUACCUAUUCAAGUUUAUCCGAAUAUCCUGGCUGGUGAUUGCGCAAGGUAUAUUCGGAUUCAACAGACUCCUCCUCAACCACUACAAGUUGCCAGCGCAUACCCAGUCACGUCCCUUAGCGAGUAUACUAUCGAUCGCCUCCUGCAAUCCUAUAGGGAGAACUUUCCCUUUCCCUGGAUCCAUUUUCCCACUUGGGAUUUCUCCCCUGCGUCAUUGCGGCGAGAACAACCCUAUGAUACAUUGGGUGCCAGCUGCUGCCACGAGACCGCCCUGGCUUUAGACUUGUACCAACAGGUCCGAAAAGGGAUCCUUGGCUGGGUUUCUCGAGCCAGAGAGGAGCCACUGCCCCAGGCGUUCUUCCAAGCCUUCAUCGGAUAUCUCGCCUUUGGUAUAACCUUUGGAGACAAAUCCUUGGAAGAUCUGACUAUUGGCCACACGAUUUCCCUCAGAGCGUUGGUGAGAGAUGCAGCCUUGGAAAAGCCAAAGGCAACUGUAGAUGAACUGGCUGUUUGUGGAUGUGGAUGCUGUGCUGAUAAACAUGUGUCUCAAUGGCUUAGGUGGGUGAGAGUUGAGGAACGCAAGCGCACCUUCUUUGCAUAUUUCUCGGUUCUGAGUUCGACCCUGAUGUACCUCGAUUCCAUUGCUACCGUGGAUUGGCGCGAAGUCGGAUAUGAUUUGCCUUGUGGCGAGCAAGUCUGGUUGGCUGAUAGUGCCUCAGCUUGGAGCGAAGCAAUCAGGACAGAUCCUCUGCAACCACCGUUUGCCGAAGCCGUACGGCAUCUGUUCGAGAACGAUGCCGCCGUCGAUGACCAGAAGAGACCUUUUGGACCUCAUACAAGUUCCAACGGUUAUGGAGGCCAACGCCAGCACAUGGACCGUCUGCUGCAAACUGAAAUGUCCUGCUUUCUCCUCAUUACAGCAGUACACUACGAGGCCUUCCAUGCUCGAACACAGCCUGGCCCGUACUAUGAAAAUUCUGAUGAGGCGCUUGAAAGAUGGCAGGCUCUUUGGACAGAAGCUUGUGCUGACAUGGGUUCUGAGCACGUUGAGAGGCUCAGGAGCUGCAGCACCGCCAUGUUCAACCACACGCAGUUGGUUCUGCAGGCUAACAUCGAGGAAGCAAGAGAGGCUCUCAUGUCCCGAAGGUUCAAGAAACUCCACAUCUUAUUCUUGUUUCUCGACCGCCUUCCCCAGCCUGGGUAUCCUCUGGACCUGCCAUGGGCCUCCGACGAAAGUCAGUUGAUCGAGAACAUGUUUUUCAUAAGCGAGCAGCGCAGUGCGUUCCGCCACCUCGCAACAUGCGCUCUGAAUGCCCUGGAACAAUCUGUCAUAUAUGUUUCGAAAGAAAGCCAGCGCGUUCAGAUUGGGUUGCACGUGGCGGCAUCCAUGUUUUACAACAUACAAUGCUUGUGCAGCUGGCUAUGCUUCUUCGCUCAUUGUCUGGAUCGAGGUCUCUACGGCGGCGACUUCGAGUGGGAUGAUAACGCAGAUGCCAAGGACAGCCGUUUGCUCGAGUCUAUUCUGUCGUUUGCAAAGAACAGAAAAAGGGAGUUCAAUGCAUCAUAUGAGAUCCUGAGCUCCCCAGAUGACUUCGACAGGAACAAGGCGGGCCGACUUGCAUGCGACCUACUUGAUGUGCACCAUCAUAUCCUCAGUCGAUGUGGAACUUGGCCCCUUUUCGACCAUGUUGGUGAUGCUUUGAAAGGGCGCUCUCUUGCGAUUUCUGACUGGAUAGAUGCCAACUAG
Molecule: messenger RNA, 2262 nt
Organism: Clonostachys byssicola
Lineage: Eukaryota; Fungi; Ascomycota; Sordariomycetes; Hypocreales; Bionectriaceae
Source: the annotation of a GenBank genome assembly